Molecule: messenger RNA, 2338 nt
Organism: Culex pipiens pallens (northern house mosquito)
Lineage: Eukaryota; Metazoa; Arthropoda; Insecta; Diptera; Culicidae
Exons: 1
Coding region: 471-1754 (427 amino acids)
Source: RefSeq, a predicted model, not a curated record
UGAGUGCGGUGAGCGUAGCGACGCCAUUUUAUGUGUUCCCAAGCGUGGAAAAUUCCAAUUCGCAGUGCCGCUGCGGAUUUGGCGGUCGCUCCAGCUGCACACGGGAGAAGAAGAAAAGGUGGAACGUGGCCUGCUGCAAGCGUCAGCGGGACGGUUCCAGAAUCCAGCUGCGUCGAGGCCACAGCGCUGACGGAAAGGGCCUGCUGCAAGCGCCAGUAGGAAGGUUCCGGAAGGUGUGGCUGCGACGAGGCAUCCCGAGAAGAAGAUUGUUGCGCUUAAGCAAGUGCGACAACCCGAUCAGAAGUGUUUGAUUGCAAGAGCAGAAGAACCCGACCAGUGAUUCUCGCUGCACGAGCAGAAGAGACCCAGAAAAAAUUUGUGCCAGGAAGCUGCAGCUGUCGUGUCGCCACGAUCGCGACCACGGUGGAGCAACUUAAUCCCGUGAGUACUAGAACCACCUAACCAAGAAGAUGAACCCAACCGGACAACCGAGGUCCGCAAAGCGCUUAGCCAACAAGCGACGCCAGGUCAAGGGUAAGAUCCUGCUACUCCAAAGCAGACUUACCGAACUGGAGGAAGAUCACCAACUGCCAUCCAUGCCGGAAUUCCGGGUGUUCGCGAGGAACAUCGAGCGAUACUACGGUGAGUUGGAUCAAGUGCUGCAAGAUGUGAAGGAGAGUGACCUUUUCGCUGACGAACGAGACGCCCAUGACUUGGAGUGCGCAGAAAUUGAGGGGUUACUCCAAGGAGCUAACCAGCGGAUCGUAGCCCUCAGUCGCGCACUGCUGUCCCUUCCAGUCCAAGCCACUGAACAGCAGCAAGCUCAGCCAUUAGCAGUCUCGCAGCAGGUUGCCAUCCCAACUCCGCUUUUCACGAGAGAGGCUCGUGGUGAAGGCGAGUGUACCGGUGACGGCGAUGUUCCGGAGAUAACCGACCCAGCUGCAGCUGAUGCUAAGGUAUGUGCCCCAAUCCAAAGCCUCUCGAGACCAUCCAAUGCAACCACAGAGCGUGGCGACCCGUUGUGCACGCGGUUCAAAGGUUGCCACUUGUGUACCGACUGCUUUGCACCCAGUGAAGUACCGCUCGGUCAGAGUCACGAGACGAACUCCAACCUGAAAGCCUUCCAAAGCAUGCCAGACAGAUUCCUCCAACCGGAGACACCCUCUCAAAUGCAUUACGAGAUGCAACGUCCCGCCGAACCUGAAGUGGUUCAACACGAAGCCUCGACAAGAGUUCGAGGUGACGUCGACAAGUCCGGCGAUUCGGGCGUACCUCCUACGCUGCGGUCAGAAGAGCGGAUACGCGGUGACCUCGACGUUGGCUGGUGUCAGCCAGUGGAACUUGGUUCACUGCUACCAGCCGACGCAGAACGAGAAGACGCCGAAUCCGAUGACCCAAGGCAGGGGACAGCUGGACUGGUCGACGAAGUUCGCGAUAUCGCCACAAACCAGGCAGUGAAGGACGAGGAAGCUCGGUCAUUGCAGCCAGCCGAAGCCAACGACGUGAACGUCGAGGAACGACCGCUUCCAAGCAGUGCACAGCCAAUUUGCACUGUACCAGCCGUCCAAGAGAACGCAGCGAAGAAGCCAAGCCACGAGAGAGAGACGUACAGCUGCCAGCUGUUCAACGCCAACGUCGCACGAUCAACCGACCGUGAUCGUGCAGCCAGAAAGCUCACAGAGCAGAAGCUGCAACCCGCGAACAACACCAGCAACGAGAAGCAGUUACGCCUGGUUUGGGACCCUGGUGUGUAGCCGAGCUCUGCAUCCCGCUCCACCAAUCAACCGAUUCAAGAACAUCACCAGAGGGCAGCUAGUAGCAGACGAACUUGCUCAUCUGAGCGAAUCCAAGUACCUGAUCCAACCGAACUCCAGCGAGACGAGAAGUGUAAGAACCGAUUCACUUCCGGUGCGAUUGACUUAGAAGUCACGGGACUUCAACCCGGGGGGAGAAUGUUCGGCCCAAACCGAAAUGUUGCCCCAAAGUUGUGCAACUUUGCCCAGUGUGUGCCACCCCACCCCUGCAGCGUUGACAGAAACGGUGCUGCCAACUUUGACAGCCGAAAACAACGGCGCGACGACGAGUUCGCGCGCAAACGACCGAACGUGCGAGAAGAAGACAGCAGCGAAACGGCAUGCAAAGGCAAGUCGCAAGGAAGAUCGCGAAGAGUAAACACGUUAUCUUGUAAAUAGAAUCAGAAAUUAGAGAAAGUUUAGUUGUUUACGGAAGUGUUGCGUGUUUAUUUUCAACCGGAUUCGUAGGCCAGAAAAGGCUUGGGUUUUACAGUCCGCUCAAGUCGAAGGAAAGUCCACCUCGCCCAGAAACCGUUGCCAGGAGC